CUCCAACUCAACUCGGCUUCAAGCUUCAGUUAUACUACAUACAACAUCCCACCUCAACAACCAAUUUUUUUUUUUUAAACAACUCCACCCGCUGCCACGACUGUUUUGGCCCUCAUAACGACCAGAUUAUUCCUCCCAGAACACCCAACACCGCAAGCAAACAAAGACCAGUCACGCAACUACAAAAUGUCCUCACACCCCGAUUCCCCCUCCGCGCAACCACCACAACCACAACUAGAAGAAGAACAAGACCAGAAAAGACUCACCAUUCGCACCAACCACUGCCGCUUCUGCAACCACCUCCUCUUAGCCACCACUCGCAACAUCACCACCCUGCCGCGCCGAAAAGCGCCCGCCCAGGAUGCCGCGCUGAUUCUGCCGCUCCCGCGCGACGAUGAGGAGCUCAACCACGCCCAAGACCCCGAUGACGAGGGCAAUGCCGACGCCAAUUCCAGCAAUCAAUCUCAGAACCAACCAAAGAAACAGCUUCACUACACAAUCCUGCUCUCGACCACCAUCCCAGACCGAAAACACACCCUGAUUCGACGAGAGGACGGUUUCGAGAAGCGCCUCCUCCUCCGGUGUGGACGGUGUCGCGUGGUGGUGGGGUAUUUCUUGGACGCGGUGCAUUUCCCGCGGCAGACGCGAACACUGGGUGCGGGGGAGGACGAGGGCCAAGAAGAAGAGCUUGCGGACAGUCAGCGCGCCAAGGUGGUGUAUCUCUUGCCCGGGGCUUUAAUGGAGACUGGGGUGAUGGAGGCGAAUGAUGUGGAGAAACUGAGGGCGAUGGACCGGCAAUGGGCCGGGUGGAUGGAUAGUUCGUGAUAUUGGGAUUCACCUCCUUGGAGUCAUAUACAUCUCAGUAAGACUCGGCGAAAUACAUCAUAGACAAGAUAUUCUUGUCUGCCUUCGAUAAUAUGCUGAUUGGCG
This is a messenger RNA of Aspergillus saccharolyticus JOP 1030-1, 930 nucleotides long. RefSeq lists its product as uncharacterized. The transcript has a single exon. The record is from RefSeq and is a predicted model, not a curated record. The coding region runs from base 187 to 825 and encodes 212 amino acids. NCBI's taxonomy places the organism in Eukaryota, Fungi, Ascomycota, Eurotiomycetes, Eurotiales, Aspergillaceae.